Messenger RNA from Aethina tumida (small hive beetle), 1143 nucleotides. Lineage: Eukaryota; Metazoa; Arthropoda; Insecta; Coleoptera; Nitidulidae. The record is from the annotation of a RefSeq genome assembly.
AUGAAAAUAGCAAUUCGUAAAACUUCUCCACUUCUAAAAAUUGCAAAUAACUCUUUAGUUGACUUACCCACUCCUUCUAAUAUUAGAUCUAUAUGAAAUUUCGGAUCUUUAUUGGGAUUAUGUUUAAUUAUUCAAAUUGUUUCAGGAUUAUUUUUAUCUAUACAUUAUUGUCCUAAUGUAGAAUUAGCUUUUAAUAGAGUAGCUCACAUUAGUCGAGAUGUAAAUUAUGGAAGAUUAAUUCGAGCUCUUCAUGCUAAUGGGGCAUCCUUUUUCUUUAUUUGUUUAUACAUUCAUAUUGGACGAGGAAUCUACUACGGAUCUUAUUACUUAAUACAUACAUGAAUAAUAGGAGUAACAAUUUUCUUUGUAGUUAUAGGAACAGCUUUCCUUGGAUAUGUCCUACCUUGAGGUCAGAUAUCCUUUUGAGGAGCUACUGUAAUUACUAAUCUAGUAUCUGCUAUUCCAUACUUAGGUAUAACAAUUGUACAAUGAUUAUGAGGAGGAUUUGCUGUUGAUAAUGCAACUUUAAAUCGAUUUUUUGCUUUGCAUUUUCUUUUACCAUUCGUAGUAGCUGCUAUAACUAUAAUUCAUUUACUUUUCCUUCAUCAAACAGGUUCAAACAAUCCUUUAGGUACAAAAAGAGAUAUUGACAAACUCCCAUUCCACCCAUUUUUUUCAUGAAAGGAUUCUGUAGGAUUCUUAAUUAUAAGAUUUAUACUUAUUUCAUUAUCAUUAAUUAAUCCAUUCCUUCUAGGAGACCCAGAUAAUUUCACUCCUGCCAACCCUCUAGUAACCCCUGUUCAUAUUCAACCAGAAUGAUAUUUUCUAUUUGCUUAUGCUAUUUUACGAUCAAUUCCUAAUAAACUAGGAGGUGUAUUAGCACUAGUAGCAUCAAUUGCAAUUCUUUAUAUUCUUCCAUUCACAAACAAAAAAAAAUUCCAAAGAAAUCAAUUUUACCCAAUCAAUAAAUUAUUAUUUUGAUCCCUUUUUACAAUUGUAAUCUUAUUAACUUGAAUUGGUGCCCGUCCUGUAGAAGAUCCAUACAUCUUAACAGGCCAAAUCUUAACAGUAUUGUAUUUUUCUUAUUAUAUUAUCAACCCUAUAAUAAGAAAAAUAUGAGAUAAUAUUAUUUUUAAUUCUUAA